This is a messenger RNA of Diabrotica virgifera virgifera (western corn rootworm), 2692 nucleotides long. RefSeq lists its product as uncharacterized. Bases 506 to 2692 code for a protein of 728 amino acids. The transcript is spliced from 3 exons. The record is from RefSeq and is a predicted model, not a curated record. NCBI's taxonomy places the organism in Eukaryota, Metazoa, Arthropoda, Insecta, Coleoptera, Chrysomelidae.
UGCCAAUCAGCGGAUAAUUAUCCGAUUUGCGUACCUUUUUGAGAGUUGUCGUACCUUCUGCGUACCUUUAAAUAAAUCGGAUAUUUGCGGAUAUUUUUCAGUGUAUCUACUAUCAUCGACUAAAACUUUCUCAUCCAUAUAUUCCCAGCACCAACAACACAUUAAUUUUGUUUGCUUCCACCAAAAUUUUUAUAAAUAGCCUAUACUGGAUGAAUGUUAGUGACAUCCGAUACUUUUCAUCUUUUGACAAAAGGGACAUGUGCCGAUUCUUUUGUUUAGAAUUUAAAUGCACAAGUGCAUCCACUUAAGGCGUACUAAUCCAAUUCAAAUUUCAAAAUCUGUCUGCCCUCGGAUGUUAUUUAUGAGUUUUUCGAUUUUAGUCUGUAAACUUAUGAAAGCUAAUUCACGCACGAUUUAGUUUUAUUUUCAUUGUAUGUAGUGCAGUGCUUAAGUAAACGUCUCGUCUGUUGAAAUAAGUUUUGGUUUGUGAAAAUACUUUUUUAUAAUGGAUAAAUGGUUAAUAAAAAGUGUUAAGACCAAAUCAAAUAAUGAAAAAAAUAUUGCUGAAAAGCAGCCGUCAACUUCACGUCAUGCUUCUGAACAACAGCCUGAAUCUAGUAAUCAGCAAAAUGUUACUGAAGAGCAGCCAUCUACUUCUCAUACUCCUAAGGGAGGAGUAAUUAUUAGUCAAAAUGUUGACGUUGGCCGUGUUAGUAAAAAGAUUAACACUUCUCAGAGUAAUAUUAUUGUUGACACUAAUGAUGCCGAGCCCAAUGAUGCCGAGUCCGCACCAAUUGUUGACAAAUUUCUAUUGAGUUUGAAAAGGAAAGCUGAUUUUGUAGAUACACCUUCAAAAAGAAUAUGCAAGUUUAUUCCAGCGUGGCUAACCGAUAACGAGUUUCGCGGGUGGCUUAAUAAAUCAAAUAAGCCAGAUGAUAAACACGGCAAUGAAUACGCAUUUUGUAAAGUUUGUAAAUCAAAUUUGGUGGCUCAUAAGGCUGUGUUACUUAGACAUAUGAGAACGGAAAAACACAAAGAGAAUUUUAGUGCGGUAUCCAGUAAUAUAAAAAUAAAGGACAUGUGUGUAAAACAAACCUGUGAAAAUAAUUUAGUUAAAAGAGCAGAACUAAAAUUAUGUAGUCUUUUGGCUACAAAGGACUUACCGUUCUUAUUAAUGGACACUGUAUGUCCACUACUUAAAGAUAUUUUUCCAGAUUCUAAGAUAGCUCAACAAUUAACCGUUAAAAGGACUAAAGCAACUCAAAUAGUCGUUGAAUGUUUGGGUGACAAUUUUCUGAAAGAAUUAUAUGAAAAGUUAAGAGUACCUGGAAUGUUUUUUUCAUUGAUUAUGGAUGAAACUACAGAUAUAUCGGUAAAAAAACAGUGUGCAUUUACUGCAAUAUUUUUUGAUGAAAAUUCCAACUCAUUACAAACAACAUUUUUUGACAUUUUAGAAAAUACUGGGGGCACUGCAGUUGAAUUAUAUUCAACUUUAAAAGACAUAAUAUUUUCCAAAGGUAUUCCUAUAUCUAAUUUUGUUGGAUUUUCGUCGGACACACCUAAUGUAAUGGUAGGGCCACACAAUUCAGUUUUUUCCCAUCUAAAACAAGAAUUUCCUGAUAUAGUUUGUGUUAAAUGCUCUUGUCACAUGGCACAUUUAGCAACUUCAAAGGCAUGCUUGAAACUUCCCAAGCACAUUGAGGACUUACUAAGAAAUAUAGGAAGCCAUUUCAAUAGAAGUGCUUGUCGAAGAGCCAAAUUUCGGGAAUUUCAGGAAUUUUUUAAGGUUGACAUUCACAAAAUUCUAUCACCUGCUAAGACCAGGUGGCUUUCACUAAAAGCAGUUGUGGACAGGGUUCUAGAGCAGUACGAACCAUUACGUGCAUAUUUCAAGGAGAGUGUUUCUGAAGAUCCUUCACAUGUAACGGAAACUAUGUUGGAAACUCUUAAUCACCCUCUUACUGAAGUGUAUUUAAAGUUUAUGUCUUAUGUUCUAGAGCUCAUGACGGAUUUCAAUAUUUUAUUCCAAUCCGAAAAACCACUUUUAUAUAGGGUUAAGCCCGAAACUGAAAAUUUAUUGAAGAUUUUAUGUUCCAAUUAUAUGAAUAUUGUUCAUAUAAAAAAAUGUGCAGAAAUCCUGAAAAUUGUUCACGACAAUCCAGACAAUUUUCUUCCAUUAGAGCAAAUUUAUAUAGGAAUUUCUGCUUUCGACAGUUUGCAACAUUUGCGAUCGGAUAAAGACACAAAUUUAGAACAAGCAGACUUUGAUAAUUUUUUUAAAUCAAUAUUAUCCUUUUAUAUUGAACUAGUUGCUAAUAUCAAAGAUCGGUUUAAAUUUGAGGACCCGGUUUUUACUACCUUAGAGCUGUUAGAUCCGAAGGUGGCCCAAUCAUUCCAAACAAAAUCUUUAAAAAACAUAUUAGAUAGGUUUCCAGUUCUAAAUAACUUUGUCAAUGCACAAUCUUUGGAUAACGAGUGGAGAAAACAUGCACUCUUAGAUUUUGAUAGUUUAGACAUUAAUUCCAAUACCGAGUGUGAUAUAUACUGGUCUCAGAUUUUUAAAUUAAAAAAUGAAGCCAACAUAUCUUUGUUUCCAAAUUUAAAAAUAGCUAUUUGUAUAACAAGGGAGGAAAGUGUAACUUUUCCUCCCGAGAAUGAAGUUUACUGCCCGACGCGUAACGGAGGGCAGUAA